AAGCAACAAGCGAGAGUCCCUCCUGGUAGAAGUGUUCAUCGUUGUCCGCAACCGUCGUGAUGUUGGAAUGGUCCGACCUGAACAGGUCGGGACCUGGUCGUCCUUUGGUGGUCGAAGUGGUCGCCCGGUGGGGAGAGGGGGUUGAUCUUGACCCUUUGGAGCCACCGUGCCAUGCGGCCGUCGGCGGGUACAACAUCUGUGAAACGUUUUGACCUCUACGGCAAGGUGCACGAUGACUACCGGAUCAAGACACAGAGCGGCGGGAUCAUCUCCCUCGUCUCCAUGCUGAUCAUGGCGGUGCUCUUCUUGUCGGAGCUCUCCAGCUAUCUCAGAGCCGACAUCCUCGACCACAUCGUGGUCGACACCUCGCUCAAUCAGAAGCUGCCGAUUGGUCUCAACAUCACUUUCCCUCACCUCCGUUGCGACGAGGUGUCGGUGGACACGGUCGAUUCCAAGGGUGAGAACCAGGUGGAUAUCGCCGGAACGCUCACGAAGGUGAACUUGGACCUGGCUGGAGCGGUGUCCAAGGGGGAUCCCGUCGCCAAGCCCGGGGAGUGCUUCUCCUGCUUGGAGGCCGUGGACCCUGGGGACGCGGAGAAACAGCCGUGGACCCUGGGGACGCCCAAGAAGAGACUGAGGGUGGGAGGUUAAAACG
Messenger RNA from Durusdinium trenchii, 655 nucleotides. Lineage: Eukaryota; Dinophyceae; Suessiales; Symbiodiniaceae. The record is from the annotation of a GenBank genome assembly.